Messenger RNA from Manis pentadactyla (Chinese pangolin), 1008 nucleotides. Its product is annotated as basic proline-rich protein-like. NCBI's taxonomy places the organism in Eukaryota, Metazoa, Chordata, Mammalia, Pholidota, Manidae. The record is from RefSeq and is a predicted model, not a curated record. The coding region runs from base 1 to 1008 and encodes 335 amino acids. The transcript has 2 exons.
AUGAGCGCGAGGCGCCACGGCGCAGGCCCGCCCCCGACCAACGGCAAAGCGCUGCCUCCAGGCGGCCUCUCCCCUGCCGCCCCGCCGCCUGUCACUCCUGAACUUCAGCCGCCCGGCCCUCGCCCUCGAGGCCCCCGCCGAGAAAAUCCAAACACGACAAAACGCCCACCGGGGCCACCCCAUCUGCGCGGCCACGUUUCGGGCGGCGGGGGCAGGUCGGCGGCGCGGCCCCGGGCCGGGCGGACGCGCGCCGCGGGGCGGGGACCUGCCGCCCUCACCACAAGGGCCGGGACCGAGGAGCAGCGGCUCCGGCGAGCUCCUCCCGCCCUUCCCUGGCGAACUUCGCCGGCCGCUCGGACUUCCGCCCCGGGCGCACCUGCUCCGCUCCUUCCCUUCCCGGGCGGCCCCUCCGGCGGAGCGCGCCUACUCCAGGCCCCCGGCCGGGCCCCGCGAGCCCACCACCCGCGUCGGCCGCUUCCCGGCCCCACGGGCCACGCGCUGCCCGCCGAGCAACUCGCACGGCCGCCCCCUUGCCCGGUUUCCCCGUGCCCUCAGGCGGAGGCAUUGGUCCCUCCGCGCCCCGCGGCCACGUACCUUCCAGCCCGCAGAGCCGUCGCUGUCGUCUUUUCCCCUGAAGCGGGACCCGCUCUGGACCCUCCACCGCAGAUCCGCGGAAGAGGGAGCCGCUUCUCAGCCGAGGUCUCUGAAGUCUGGCCGGGCCAGCGGCUCCAAGUGAGGGCCGUUCGCCGCCCUCCGCCCGUCGCGGGAGAGCCGAGAAGGGGCGAGUGCGGCGCCGGGAGCCCAACGGGUGCGAGGCGGCGAUCCGACGCUGGGGGCCGAGAUCGGGAGGAAGGCGCAGCCAAGCACAGAGCGGGCCCAGAACUUCGCGGGCCCAUCAUCUGGUCUCCGUCGGGCCGCCACGCAGACGGUACGGCGGCUCGAAGCACGGAGAGCGCAGCAGCCGCUGGUGUCCCUGCAGCGCUCAAGAUGCUACUGACGGUUGAAUAA